AUGGGGAACAACAGCAGCAGCCGCAGCAGCUCGCUGUCGCACACCGCCGUCGGUGGCAGCAGCAACCGUCAGCGCAGUUUCGACUCACAGGUGAGGGAGAGGCCGGCGUUGAGGUCUCUAUCCUCAGGUAAAAAUGCAUCAGCCGUAACGAGUGCUGCUGCGGCGAGUUCUCGCGUCACGGCUUCUCCUCCCUUGACAGGUAAUGCUUUGCCAACGCGCAGGCAGCGCAGAGACGCCGCGGCAGAGGCCAUGACGGCGUCGGCCGGGACGCAGGACAAUCACCUCGUCAGCCCCGUCUCCUCAGCGCGCCGGCACGGGUUGCACUCUCUCUCAUCGCUGCCGCCCAAGAGUGUCGAGCCUUUACCGGCGCGUGCGACUGCGGCUGCCAUCACGGCGUCUCUGCACUUCUUGGACGGAACGGGACCCCCAUUAAGAGACUCGCGAGAAAGGGAAAGGUCAUGUGAUGCAGAGUUGUCGCCGCCGCAGCGCCACCAGCAGCAGCAGCAGCAGAACAAUGACUUCGACUUCGCUGUGAUCGACACCCCAAACUCUUGUCAAGGCCAUGGGGACGACGAAAACGCCAACGGUGGCGCUGCCCGCAGUGGGUCGGUGGUGAGUGUGCAUCGCGCACGCUCGUCUUCGAUGCUACAGGCGGCAACCGAUUCUGCUGUACCACUACCGCUCACAACUCUGCUGAGUCUGGAAGAUGCCCACCCCGCCCCCACCAACGUAAGCACGGCGCCGGCUCCAGCCGACGGUCACACGCGGGGGACCGUGUCCAUGAGACGCGAGGGCGGCACAGAGGUCGACAUGCACGAGCACAACACUAACUCCUCGAAAGUCUGCCGCGCUGUUUCGCCGUCAGCUUUGAUCCCGAAGGGUAGCGAGCCGCUUGAGUCACCGGCCUUCCCAUGCCCACCGUCGACGGCGGCGUCACCGCUGCCUGUGGGUCAGGCAGCCCUCUCCACCAACGUGCCGUGUCAUCCGUCGACGACGACGAGGAGCACCACCACGCCUCAGCGGCCAGACGAACCUCUCAACGUGGACGUCGAGGGCAUCGUUAACCGCGGCAGCCGCACCAGUAAGUCUGACCUCAAGUCCAGGCCUGAGGGCACAGGCGACGGCCGCAGUGGAGGCGGCGGCACCGGCGGCUUCUGGCGUAGGCAGUCACGCAAUAUCUUAUUUCGCAAACUCCUCUCUCGGUCUGGCUCUCGCGCAGAUCGGUCGUCGUUGCCGCCUCGCCCCGAGGCGGGCGAAGACGGAGGCGGCGCCGGAGGCACCAAAGUGAAGUUCACUGCUGGGGAAGAUUCGGUUUACCGCAGAGACAUCGCGGCAAAGAUUGUGUACAAGCGCACCUCGCCUGCGCAGCGUGUCCAUGACGUGCCGUCGACUGCGUCUGCAGCGUUGGGUACACAGCCAAGAUCUUCAGCAUCGUCGCCCUUCCCCGCCGGGGCCGCCGCGGCGACGGCAACUGGGCUUGCUGUGUCGAGGUCAUCAAGCUCUUCGAUGACGGCACAGAGGGUUUACGAGUUUCAGUCCCCGGCUGCCGGGGGGCGUCCAGUUGGGCGUACAACGGUCACCCCGACGGUGGACGAUGUGCGCAGCUUCACCAGCGGCUCGACGAGCCCUCGCUGUGCUGAAGACGUGUCGGGACCGGGGCCGGGUGAGGAGGAGGGCGGCGAAGCACUGCCGCGAGGUUUUCCAGCUUCCAAAGGAGGACCGCACUCUCGCCAGCUGGUACCAGGAGAACAAGUGGCGGCCCAGGACAGCGAUGAGAGCGACUUGACGACGCCGACAGACACCAACUCGGCGCCGAUUCUGCCGCCACCGCCGACGGCCUCUUUCGCGGAAGCGGUGUGGGGCACACGACGAGCCGCCGCGUCGGCAAUCCCUAAGACGGCCACCAACAACACAAGCCUCUUCUCCGUCGAUGACCACGCUAAUGGCCGCGACAGCGAUGGCGUCGCCGCUGCCGCAUUGCCGUUGUCGGUAUACUACUCGUUUCACCAGCAACCGCGGCAACUGAAGGCUCCCGGCGUCCUUGGUGCCGGCUUAUCAUCCACCACCACUGUGACGGACACAACGGCACGAGUGUCGCCACCGUCGCCUUUCGUUUCACCUCUUACAGCCGUCGCAGUGGCAGAGAGCAGCGGUUCAGCUGCCGUGGCGGCGUUUCCGUCUUCGGCAGCCACGGCUGAUGCGUGUUUGAGAGGCCGCCGCUCGGUGAGCCAGUCCGCUAUCAUCGCGGCGUGGAAUCGAAUGGGCGCCCGCACAGGGACCUCUGUGAGUGGCGUUGGCGUGGGCGAAGGCCAUCACGGCUGGGGUGAGGGUCCCGAGCCAUCGGCAGAGGGGCUGCAGAUGUUGUCCACGCCGGGAAAGUCACUUGCCGUUGCCGGCGAUAGUAUUGGUGGCGGUGCUGAGUUGGCAACCUCAGCAGUACCUGCGAGCAGGGACACUCAGCUCGGUCGGGUGCCGACUGCCGCGGCAGCUGAGGUUGCAAUAGGCGAAGCACCGGCUUUCCGCCUUCAAUGCACCGUCGCUGGCCAUCAGGAAGCAGGCAACUGCGGCUCUUCACGCCGCUCUUGCGCCGGCGUCGCUUCCGUGCUGCCGAUUCGGCGCCGCUCCGUCGCAGCACGUCAGCGGGGACCACCACCGCUCUUUUCGCCUUCGCUAGAGAACAGCACGCCCAGCGAUGGCGUUCCACAGCCGCUCUCUGCCCUCGGCCAGCUCUCCAUCCGUGAAGACGCACCCGCGGCGGGCCAUCCUGCAUCACCGCCCGUGCCCACAAAGACCGAGAAUGACAUCACUCAUAGUUGGGCAUCAGCACCACCACAGGAGCUACACCGGCCGCCAAGGGUGCGAAUAAAGUACAAGGAGGAGGAGCGCUCCGCGGACAGGGCACCGCCUCUCACGCGUGAGCUCUCUGCCAGUUUGUGCACCUCCACCGCAGCUUCAACCGCCAUCGCGACGCAGUGGCCGUCGUCACCGGAGAGCCGGCGGAGCGACGCCAGCCUAUCGAUGACGCAGUCGCUACAGGCGGGGAUCCUUGUCCCGGUAAACGUGGGGGAUAGAAGAAGUGGCGGGGCCUUGGUGGAGGAGCGGGAGCGUCUGUCGGUGCGCCGCACGAUGGCAUACGACGAGGAAAUGGGGUCCGCAACAGCCACGACCGUCGGCGCGGAUGAGGAGGAUCGAGUUAACGAGGAGGAUGGUGCGGCGGAAAGGCGCGCUGCACCACGAACUCCUCAGUCGCUCGCUCAGCACCAACUCCAGCGGCAGCCAUUCGAGGCACACCCGCACCGGACAUCCGCCCCUGGGUUCACAACAACGCACACUACCGUGGCUGCCAACAGUACUGCACCUGGCCUGCUGUCGGCUCAUAGCAACGACCCGCAUCACUACUCUCCGCCGCAACGCAUGGCGAGCGGCACCUUCUUUGCACCGAGUACGAGCGGGGCAGCUCUGUGUGGUGCCAUUUCGUGGGCGCACAGCAGCCCUUCCUCGCAGCGAUCGUACAACACGAGCGACUCGCGUCUGGAGGCGGCGAGAGGCGCACAGAACGUAGAGGACGAGGACGAAAGCAUCGACGAGGUCGGCCUGAGGCGCACGCGAGAUGGCGAGGAUGCGCACUGUCGGUUGCACAGGUCUGAGGAUGAUCAUGCGAAGUGCUUCGUCGGGCUCCAUGUCACCCCUUUCAGCCGAAACUGCUCGCCUCCUUCAGUAUUUGCUUCUCGAAGCAACUCCAUCGGCUUCAACGCCAUGGCCACCGCUACUCGCGGCGGCGGCGGCAAAAGGCGGGCGACCCUGGUGCGCAGCAACAGCUACCAGCCGCUGUCUCGGUGCUCGCAGCAAGAGCCGACGCGCAAUACGUCGCUCUUGUCCUCGACGGCACGGGCUAUGCCGCGGUGGAGAGAGCGGUUGACACCGUCACCGCAGCCGACCUCGCCGCUUUCUUUGAGUGUCGCCCGGGAUGACGUCGGCCGCACCGCCAGUGGUCUCCUGUCAACCCCGGGGGGUCGGCGGGGGCUGACCUCGCAGGGAGCGCCUUCACUUGCACACCAGCCAAGUGCGCAUCUCCAUCAUCCACCGCCCCCUCCGAACUCGGCGUUGCCGUCGCACGGUGCACAAUAUCUUCGGCGCGAGAUCUCUGGCAGCCUAGGCAGCGUGCGGUGGCAGGAGCUGAGUCUGCACGCCAGUGGUGGGCAAACGUCGCCGAACUUCGACUUCGCUGGGAGCAGCAGAGACAACGACAACACGCCGCCGCGCUACGAUGCUCUGGGCGACGACGAGGAGGAUCUCGACGCCAUGGUAAACGAGGAUAACGCCGAGGGCGGCAACGACGAUGGUCCACAGCGGCGCCAAGGCUGCCCGGCCAGUGACGCUGUCGGCGAAGAUACGGGAGACGACGGUGAUGACACCUUUCCCUCCUUGGAAAGCAGCGAGGCGUCGAUGUGGGGCACGGGGACGUUGCGGACAUGGCAUCGUGACGACGACGAUGGCAGUGAGGAGGAGGACAACGUCUAUAUCACCGAGAGCGGAGCAGGGAGCUGCAGCAACGGUGAGGUGCGCAGUGGCGAUAGGCAUUGUCUGCGGUUGCCGCAGCGUCACCGCUGGCGCCGGUAUAUGAUUCCGCCUUCGGCGAGCACGCAGUUCCCCACGCAGCAGCCGCAGGAGUCGUACGACGUUGGCGGCGCAUCUCGCAAGCUCGAUCCCUCGACGCCGUCCGCGCAGGGCAUCCCGCCGUCUCGCACCGGGCCGCGGACUUUCGCCGACGCCGUCGUCCGCCUCCCACAGACCCGCUACGAGCCGCCGAUGCCGUCGAAUAGAAACACCUUCACAGCUUUCGUGCACUUGUCGGACAUCGCCUCCUCGCAGCUGCUCGCCACGGCAGCGGCGGCGGCGACGGAGGACGACGGUGGCGCUGUUCGCCGAGCGGGGCCCCACGUGCCCACGCUAGCCACCGCCGACACGCUCAUCCUGAACGCCUACGCCUUGCGAGGUGCGCACCUCGCCGACGGCGCUGGUGUCAGGGCAGACGUCGUGGAUGUGGCGGGCGGCGUGGUGCCUAUCAGCCCAGUCAACUCUUCCUUGAGCACCGCCCCGACGGACCGCAUCUCGCGAGCCGACACGCCUGCGCCGGUGGCAGUCCACGGCGCGGUGACCAGGCGAACCUCGCAAGGUGCAGAGGCCGAGGCGGCGAGCACGAGGUCUGAGUCGCCCGGCGCGCUCUCCCGCGGUGCACCGCCCAAGGUAAGCGUCACAAAGGCACCGCAGGGCCUGAACCACGCUGCUACCGCCGUCGCCGCCGCGGCGGUCGGCUUGGAUGGGAGCAAUGGUGGGCUUGAUGGUGACAGCGGUGCAGGCAGCGACAGCUUGUCAGUGGCAGCUGCGCAGGCGGGAGCCACGUCGCCGCGAACAUCGUGGAGCCUGGAGUCGAUGAAAGCCGGUGCCGUCCCCGUGUCUGAGGGGGAGCAACAUGCGCUGUCGGACGAGGAGAGGCUGUGGCUGGACGCCUUUGGGCACUCGACACCUUUGCUCCACGGCGUGGCCGACGCGGCGGUUGCAGUGGACGGUCACUUACCGCAGUCGGCUCCGCUUUCCGGAUCGCAGUCGUUGCCGUGGUGGAAUCGCCACCGCGGCACCACUCGAUCGGAGGGCAGUGGCACGCUGGACUUCAGCCAGCGUGGAGGCGAGAGUGGCAACGGCGGCGGCCGACACUCGCCCUACAGCUCACUCUCCGUCAACAGCGCUCUUGCUGCCGUGCGGGGCGGUUGCGCCGCAUCCCCGGCAUCUCCGCCAACCCCCACCGGCUCCGUGGCCAUGACUGGGUUGCCUCUGGGUCACACACUGCAUCCGGGCGGCGGCGCAGUGACGUCGGCUUCGUUCACGAGGAGUGGUGGCAGGCUGCGACGUGAGGCGCAGUAUCCCACGACACCUACAAAUGGCUGCCGCUCGAGUACCUUCAGAAGCAGUAGCGGCAGCACGAGCAGCGGCAGCGGCGGCACCAACAGCAACGGGGGAGAUGCAGCCCACUGUGCUGCUGCUGGCGCUGCAUUACGUCAUAGGCCGAAUGCCGAGGUGCUCGUCAUGCAAGGGCGCUCAUGCGACGUGAGCGACAUCCGCAGCGAGAAGAGGGUGGCAGGGAAGGAGGGCAUCGAGGGCGGCGCUGCACUUGUGGAAAAGUGCACCAGUCACGACCACGAAGGUGACAACGCCGGCCUGAGGGAUGUGUGCAUGCCGACACGGAAGCGGCAUCCGUGGAUGCCUGUCUUCCCCAGCUCUCCUCGCAGCGUGACGACGGCAUUGGCAGCCGGAACGGCGUGCGCAGAGUCCGACAGCAGCGGCGUGCUAGCCAUGACGACGCCGACCCACGCGAUGGCCACCAUCACAGUGGUGCCGCCCACGCUGUCCUUUAUAGAGGAGGCGGAGGUGCAAUCCCCAUGUAGUGCAUCGCCACUUGCCCCCGCCAUUGCCGCCGCAUCCGGUGGACCGUAUCGUGGCGAAGGAGAGUUGACAUCCUCCGACAACGAGGCGCUGGACGAGGGAGUUGACAGUGACGAGGGAUGGGAGGUGGACGUUCCCAUCCUUCUGUCGCGUGGCGUGCAGGCGCAUCACAGCCGCAGACCCAGCGGUGUUAGCAACACCAUCGCCGCUCCCACAAACACCGCGCUAACCGCUGCGCUGGACGGUUUGGGGGAGACUGAGACGUAUGCUCGCACCCGCAUCGAGGUGGGCGCCGCUGAUGCGCGGGAUGCGGGGGUGUCGGUGCGGGAUACGCUCCAAACGCAGCACUCGUCCGCCACGGCCCCGUUUGCGUUGCCCUCUCUCCUCUCUGGAAUGGGCAUGAUGGAGAGCUGGGCUUCUGACGCCAUGGACAGCGCUGCCGGGGGAGCCGGUCCGGACUCUGGCAGCUGCAGUGGCGCAGGCACCGGUACCACUUGUGUUGCAGGUGGAGGUAGAGAUGUGACCUCAGUGCCGACCGCCCGUACGACCGCGACCUUUCUCGCCGUGUUGACUUCGCGGGAGUCGUGCGACAGCUUGGUGUCGCCGUCGCAGACGCCCGAACUACCGCUUAUGCCGCGGCACAGCGGCAACGCAACUGGCGGCAACGGCGGCACUGGCUCCGGCCCAGGUUCUCGUCUCACGGAUGAGCGCGUCUCUGGUGUGGAGGCGGCGGACUCGAGCGCACUCACCGGUGCACAUGAUGCGGAGGACGGGGACGCUCAUGACAGACGUGUUGCCACCCACGCAGACGCCGGCUUGGAGGCGGAGGACGAGCUGCCGCACCCACCACUUGCCACGAAGCUCAAAGGCUCCCACUCGAUGGCAUCGCCUCCUGGCGCAUUGCACCGCUGUGUCGACAUCCGCUCCGCGGGUUCAGCUGUGGGAGCGGACCAGCGCGAUACUAGCCUUGGCGGGCAGAUAACCCUCACGGUGCCACAAUACUCGCCUGAGCCAUCCCAGCCGACAGCGUCUUGCCCAGGGAGCCCUCCAGGGUCACCAGACCACGUGUCUGCCCGCUCGCCGCUGCUCCUGGACGAAGAGGCUUCUGUAGGCACGUGCGCAGCAAGCCGAGCUCAGACGCGUCCCGACCAUCACUACGGGCUUGUAUUGUCACCCUCGCCGCAUCACGAAGGCUUGACUCCACACGUGCGCUCCCAGUCGCGCUCGCAGCGCCAGCACCGCGGCCCCAGUGUCGGUCAGGUUGUGUGCCACUGGUGUGGGGAACCGUAUACAAGCGCCGAUGUAUGCCUUGCCGCACGGCGACCGCACAGCGUGCUCCGCGAGGAGCGGCGCAUAGAGAAGGCGGCGAAGCGCAGGGCACAGACACUCUUGCGCGAGGGUCGAGUCACAGAGGCGGUGACGCUGCUGAAGAGCGCAGGUGUAUACGUGCCAUGA
Leishmania mexicana MHOM/GT/2001/U1103 is the source of this 7896-nucleotide messenger RNA. RefSeq lists its product as hypothetical. NCBI's taxonomy places the organism in Eukaryota, Euglenozoa, Kinetoplastea, Trypanosomatida, Trypanosomatidae. The record is from RefSeq and is a predicted model, not a curated record. The coding region runs from base 1 to 7896 and encodes 2631 amino acids. The transcript has a single exon.